Molecule: messenger RNA, 4312 nt
Organism: Pseudoliparis swirei
Lineage: Eukaryota; Metazoa; Chordata; Actinopteri; Perciformes; Liparidae
Gene: igf1
Product: insulin-like growth factor 1
Exons: 5
Coding region: 445-1005 (186 amino acids)
Cellular component (GO): extracellular region
Molecular function (GO): hormone activity; growth factor activity
Source: RefSeq, a predicted model, not a curated record
CUUCUUUUUUUCUCGUCUUGAUCUGAACUACUAACCAAGUCUUAGAGAGAGAUCAAAAUUCAAUCCCGUUCUGAGAACGCGAGAAGAAAAAAAGAAGAAGAAAAAAAAGAAAAAAGAAAAAAAGAAAGAGAGGAGAAAUGACGUUAUUUGAAUAUGUGCCCAAAAUCCUUAAUGAAUAACUUAGGACGAGUAGGAGGCAAAUGCUGCCCCAGCUGUUUCCUGUUGAAAAUGUCUGUGUAAUGUAGAUAAAUGUGAGGGAUUUUCUCUCUAAAUCCGUCUCCUGUUCGCUAAAUCUCACUUCUCCAAAACGAGCCUGCGCAAUGGAACAAAGUCGGAAUAUUGAGAUGUGAUAUUGCCCGCAUCUCAUCCUCUUUCUCCCCCGUUUUUUAAUGACUUCAAACAAGUUCCUUUUCGCCGGGCUUUGUCUCGCGGGGACCCGUGGGGAUGUCUCGCGCUCUCUCCUCUCAGUGGCAUUUAUGUGAUGCCUUCAAGUGUGCGAUGUGCUGUAUCUCCUGUAGCCGCGCCCUCUCACUACUGCUGUGCGUCCUCAGCCUGACUCCGACGGGAACCAGGGCGGGUCCGGAGACCCUGUGCGGGGCGGAGCUGGUCGACACGCUGCAGUUCGUGUGCGGGGAGAGAGGCUUCUAUUUCAGUAAACCAGGUUAUGGCCCCAACGCGCGGCGGUCCCGCGGCAUCGUGGACGAGUGCUGCUUCCAGAGCUGCGAGCUGCGGCGCCUGGAAAUGUACUGCGCGCCUCCCAAGACCAGCAAGGCCGCCAGGUCCGUCCGCGCACAGCGCCACACGGACCGGGCGCCGAAGGUCAGCGCCGCCGCCGCCGCCGGCCACAAGGUGGACAGGAGCGCGGAGCGUAGGACGGCACAGCAGCCGGACAAGACAAAAAACAAGAAGAGACCUUUACCUGCACAUAGUCAUUCAUCCUUCAAGGACGUGCAUCCGAAAAACUCAAGUCGAGGCAACAUGGGGGGCAGAAACUACCGAAUGUAGGGAAGGGAAGCGAAUGGACAAACGUCCGGCGACUUGGGAGGAGAGAAGGGCGUGGCCUUACCCCCCCCCCCCCCUUGAAUGGUUCGCCCUAAAACUAAAACAAAGAGGAUGUUAGCAAAGGUUAAAAAAUCUCUCCAAAAUGAGUGAAACCUGAGAGCCGAGUGGUGUUGUUAGGGUUUUAAAUGAGGGAUCUUGUGAUUAUUUUAUACACUGCGCCGUUCCAUAUCGGGAGGAAUUCUUUGUAAAUGCAACGUAGCCGAUUAGUUUAGCUAACGAGACGCGAACAAGAGCUUAACGCAUCUCCGCGUGGGAGCUGCAGCGCCCCCCGGGCUCCAGGAAUGGACCAAUCAGAGAGGGGGGGUCCAGGCUGUGGUUGAGAACGAGUGUCCUGUCCCCUGGACUUUGCAGGGGGGUAAAUAUUUGUACUCUUUUUUUUUAGAGAGUGGAUUCAUUCACUUUGGUAAGACGGGACACCGUGUACCGGUUACUACCGCAGUUUGUCUUUUUGCGUCUCGCGGUACCCAGGAUAUUCGUAAUAAGUAAAAUAAAGUUUGCUUUAAAAAGGACAAAGACCAGGUCGAUCGUGAUCAGACUUUAAACAUUGUUUUAGAUAUUUUACCCUGAGUUUCAUUGACUUCAUUGAUCCAAACCCCCUCGUAGACCUCGUGUUGAGAACCUGGGGAUUUGAGUCUACGUUCAAGCACCGUUAUUAAAGGUGGCUUUUCUUUUUAGGACAGGUUGGAAGUACAACAAACAAGAGACACAAAUAAAACCAGAAGAUAAAUCGAAAUCAGUCAGUUCGUGCUGCUUCGUCAGAAAUCGAUCAUUCAGUAGAUUCAAAGUACGUUUGGCACAAAGCCGCCAAAACUACCCGGCAACCGGGGAUCAACAUUGGAGUCUGAGUGGAGGCCCGCGUCCAAGGUCACCGCAAGUGCUUGACAGGUGCUUGACAGGUGCUUGAAAAGGUUCUCUUAAAGACUCGGCAACAUGUUCGUUCAGACGGCGUAAAGCAAAAAAAAAGAAGAAGCGAUCGCCACGUAGCGUAGGAAGUUUAUAUUUUGUUAGUUUAGGGAGGCUGCGAACUUUUUUAGAGUCCACCGGACGAAUCAAAGACAGAUUUUGGUAAAUGCAACGCAUUUAAAUGACUUCCCGGUAGACGCCAUACACGGCACGACGUAACCACAGUGUCAACCGGAGUUGCGUAACCCGCGAGGAGCAAAGUCGAGCGCACACAAACACGACUCGCGGAAAGCCGGUUCUGAGAAGUCGGCUUGUUUGUUCAAGCUUCACCAAAAAAAUUUAAAAGGAUUUACGGUCUUUUUUAAAAAUCGCACAAACCAACCGAGACAUCUCAUCCGUCGCCUCCUCCGCCUGUGUAUAAUCAAACAGUACUCCCAUUUAUGUUAACCUAUGCAUUACUAUCAUUCAUUGUACAUGACGGUUUCAUAUAACAAAACUGUAUUAAGAAUCCUUUCCACUGUAUAAUGGUGCUAUUUUGUAGUUUGUUACUUGCAAGAGAUGGCAGGGCUUACAUUGGAGGUCUUCCCUUUCGCACAGCCUGGCAAGCCACCAUUUUAAUAGUGUUUUUAUUUGUAAAGCCGUCUCAAUAAGGUCGUAGUGUAAGCGAGUAAAUGUAUCUGUGUGAAAUCUGUGAAUGCAUGGAGAUUUUAAAAAAAACGAGAUAACACCACGUUGUUAGGCAAAAACGCUAUUUUUUCUACUGUGUUUGAAUUAUUUUCUCAAUAUAGAUCCCUUCUGCCAAAUAACUUGACAAGAGUACUUUGAACUGUGAUUCUUCCAAUUGUAUUGAGAUUGUUAAAGGUCAUGGUUUGCUAUCGUCUGUCCUGAUGUGUGUGUGUGCGCGCGAGUGUGUGUGUGUGUACACACACCUCGCUGGAAGCCACGGAAUUGAUUAUUAAAAACACUUAAUGCGAGACUACGCAACUGUUGCUGAACAGCGGCCCAUGUGGCUACAAGUGGUAAUUACAGGAGAAUAUUAUAUUGAAUUUGCCUUCAUUUCCCAAGAUUCUCUUGAGUCAUGUACCGCUAUUUUUAUUGUUUAAAUAUUACUGCUAAAGUUCCUCCAGCUUUGCCCCUUGAGGCUGGAAUAGGAAUUUAUGUGAUUCUAUAUUUCCAUGUAUCUCCAAAAGAAGAUAUUAUUAUGUAUUGAUUAUUAAAAAAACACUUAAUGCGAGACUACGUAACUUCUGCCGAACAGCGGCCCCUGUGGCUACAAGCAGUAAUUACAGGAACAUUGAAUAUUGAAUUUGCCUACAUUUUCAAGCAAAUAUUUAAAAUUUCUAUUCAAAAUAAAAUAAGAAUUAAGGCACGUUUCCAUCAGCUGGUGUGAGCCAAAAAACGUGACUACAAGACAAUAUCAAUAUAUAUAGAGGGGGAGGGGAAUGGGAAAACAUAUAUUUGCCUAACUUGUAUUUUUUAUUAUUCAAAUUACAAUUUGUAUACACAAUAAAGACAAAACAAUCGUUCCCCUUUCCAAAAACAAACUAAAUUAAACGGCACAUUAAUUACGGUAUUAUCGUGGAUGGAGUCUCGACCAAUCACAGCAGGCCGUAGACGUUGCGUCAUAUGUACUUCGGACGUUAGCUGAGGUAUUUUAUUACGAUUACAAUACCAAAAUUUUAAAUAUGAAAACAGUUUCACUGUCUAAAUGAAUGGAUGUAUCGUCCCACACAUUUCACAGGAACAAAAUAUACACGAUAGAUAGAAACUACUAAGUUUUUUCUCACGAUUUCGAGCAAUAUACCCGUGUGUGCUGCUUAUAAUGAAUAGUUUAAAAUAAAUGUGUCCAGUAAAUUAAAAUGUACAGUCGCUGUUGACGGUAUCUUGGCAAUCCACAUGAAAACUAAAAAAAAAAGAGUGAAAUUCAGCAUAAAUGUCCAACUAUUGUGCUUUUUUUUUUAACGCUAAUGAAGUCAAACUUUUAAUUUGUUAGAACUCUUAGCUUAAUUUAUUUUGACCUGAAACAUUUGUUUGCAUCCUUCCGAAUCAAAACCUCUUUUCACAUGUAUAUGUAUAUUGAAAAAAAAAAGUGUGUUUUUUGUAUGACAAUACUUUGGUGUCUACAGAUUGUAUAAUCAGUCGACAACUCUGGAACAACGCUGGUCCUCCCAGACGUUCAGACGUACAGCACAAAACCAAAGACAACGAAGCCCCGCUUGAAGCUCACUGUCCAAGAAACUGUUUGAUUACAGCGCUGUUAUUUAUGGUGCUCGACUGCCUUCUGUAGAAAACAUAUUCUGACAAAUUGUUCACCAAUUCCUGCUGAAUAAACCACUUGUCAACAUCA